AUGGAAACAGAGACAGAGGUGAAUAGAAGAUGAGACCAUGUCUCACCACUUUGUUAGGCCCUGUGGUCCUGCCUUUUGUCAGAGCACUGAAUCUACUGUAACACUGGCCCAUUCACCUUUCACCCUGACCCACCCUUACUUCUGUGGAAACAUUAUCAUAUCUUAUCUCUUAUCUUAUCAAUCGUGGGGAUAGGACAGGGUAUACCAAAUUACUCUGUCCUGUCUUAUGAAGGCCAUGGAUGGAUUGUUAUUGAGUCUCUAUCUUCCUUGAGUCCCUUUUCCUCUUCCAUCCCUCCACUCUCUCUUCCCCUCAGUCCUCUUCUCCUCCUCCUUGAAUCUCAUCUGACAGAAUCUGUCCUGACCUCUGACCUUUUCCUUUAGGAGCUGCCGGAGGUCAACGUGACCUGGUCGGGGGUGGGGCCCCAGGCGCUGGACUCCAUCAGCAUCUCCAUCGCUGUGGUGACCGAGAAGGGCCUCAUUACCCCCAUUAUCACAAACGCUGCUGACAAGGGAGUGCAGGAGAUCUCCGCUAAUACCAAGAUAUGGUGGAAGACUACUGAUACCUGGGUACUGUGGAGCUCGUAAUUCAGAAUGGGGGCCUGUGCUGUUGGAGAAAUACAUGCCAGUGAGCUUCUAACUAUCCCGGGCGGAGUGGAAUAAAAUAAUUAAAUGUUACAGUAUCUGAAAUGGAAUUAGCUGUCUCCAUUAUUUAGUGGCAGUUACAAAGCACUCAAAUUAAAGUUCUAUAAAAUGAGUGUAGAACGGUAAUAUCACCAGCAGCCCCUUAGCCUUGAGGCUGUGGCUGAAUCCCAAAUCACCCUUGACCCUCCAUUUGCACAUUCACGCGUGCCUCUACAAUAUGAGCGUGUCCCAAAGCUGAGGGUGUGAAAAUAAUGGAGGGUGUAAGGGCUAAUUAGACCCUCCAAUAGCCACUUCGACAUAGUCCGCUAUGCUGCCGGCUUCAGAGCAAAGGGGUAUGCCAUAAUGCACUGCAUAAUUGUUUUAAGUUGCACAAGUUCACUUUUUUUUUUGCCACCUGUAUUUGUUUGUCAGAUUUCGAGACUUGACACAUGUAACAUUGGAAAUACCUCCCAAAUUAAAUGUGUAACUGUUACUGAGGUUUAUAUCUUGUAAAACGACAGGGUGAAUUUUCUCAUUUGAAUUUCAUGCUCAUUUUAUUAUUUAAAUGUGGAACAUGAAUUGCAUCAUUCAAGUCACGAGUGUGUCCCGAAGUUGAUUGGUUUAUUUGAUCCCCUCGCCAGUCUUGAAGUCACCCUCAGAGUUUCGUCAGCAACACUUGACAACGGAGGGCCCUCCAAUCGAGUUGGUAAGGGCCAGGGGCUGGUUUCGGAUUCACUGUGUAACUGCAUUCCUCAGGUGAUUUCUUUAGAAAGGUCAGGCUGUGUAAUGAGUUGUAGUGUGGGGGCUCAUUCUGAAUCACUCUCUAAGUAAACACAUUAUCAGGGUUGGUGGUGUUUACCUUCCUGGACAGGGACCAGAGAGUGUUGUGCUUCAGGCUUAAACCACACCAUUAUUUGCAUAAUCUUUUGCAGCUCUUAAAUCUGCCACAAUUGGGCUUCUCAUAAUGAUUUUGGUGAUGAUGGUGGAUUGCUAAAAUAACUUAAUCAAAUGAUUGACACAGUAGAUAACCAUACUAGUGAUGGGGGAGGGGAAAUCAAUACAGUUACAUAUCGGGAUAUUAUUUGUGACAAUAUCGCAAUAUUAUUUUUGCGGCCGCUAGUCAGCUGUACCUACACCAAAACUCACCAUCUUCUUUUUUAAUAGUGAGCCAAAUUUGUUUUCAGCUAUUUAAUUUCCAUGACUGAUCAAAACUUGUUUUCUCAUGACUCGCUUAUCCCCCUGCAGCAGUCGUAUGGUGAGCAAUAUGUUUGGAACAUCAAAUCGCAAUAUCGAAUCGCAAUAUCGAAUCGCAAUAUAUAUAUCAUCUUGAGAAUUGCAAUACAUAUCGUAUCGGCAUCUAAGUAUCAUGAUAAUAUUGUAUCGUAAGGUCCCUGGCAAUUCCCAGCCCUAAACCAUACUGAAUCUAGAGGGUGUAUACAUGUCUGUGUGAUAUGACACUGUAGUUAUAAUAAUAAUAAUAUGCCAUUUAGCAGACGCUUUUAUCCAAAGCGACUUACAGUCAUGCGUGCAUACAUUUUUGUGUAUGGGUGGUCCCGGGGAUCGAACCCACUACCUUGGCGUUAUAAGCGCCGUGCUCUACCAGUUGAGCUACAGAGGACCACCCAUACAUAGUUCUCUCCAUCUCAGCAGCCAGCUAUGAACUGAACGUGCCAUGAUUAUGAGUAAAUAAAUGUACACACAGAAACACCGAUAUGAUGAGAUGAGAUCACCAUGCUAGAUCAUUUGAAGCGAUUAAUGGAGGGUUAAAUAAGGGGCGGGUACAGAGGCCUCAGCAGCUGGGUGCACACACACACACACCAGUGCGCCAGCUUAGGAAAUAGAGAAUGUGACAAUGUAAUUCCAAUGUAUCCCCUGCAAAUGAUGCAGUGGACAACAUGUUCUCCCGAUCUGUGGCCAGCCACAACACAUGUAUUAAACACAUGCACACUUGCAGUGUCACACGCACGCACGCACGCACAGUAGACUCCUGUCUGUGUGUUCCCACCCAGAGUCAGAAGCCUGGUUUGAGUUAGGGCAGAAUAUAAACCCCUUAUUAGCAGCUAAUUUAAUACAACAUGUGGUCUGGAAGGGGCACAGCGCGCUCAAUGGCUACCAUGCCUGAUCCCACAAAACACAUGAUUGCUUUUCCUUUUCCUGCUGUUAUCGCAAAUGUCUCCCCAUGUAUUCUAAUGUGUCUCUGGGUCUUUUGACUUAGUUUUUUAGUUAAAAGCAGUGUCACUGCAAUAUCUCUAAAGCAUUUCCAUUUGAAUGAGCAUGACAUACAUGAGUGUUAGAUGUAUUAUUGCAAAUCUGCUGCAGGUUGCGCAGGUUAACUCAUAACCUGCAGUCCCGGCAGUUAUAUCCGCAGGGUGGGUCAUUAAAUAUUGUGUGGAUGAAGGCCGGAUGGGUGGCGGGCGGGUUGAAUAAACAGAAAACAGUAACUUAAAAAUAUCCAUAAAUGUAUAAUUGUUGAUCAAUUUAUAUCUAUAGGCUACAUUGAGGUUUUUCUUUCCUUAUUUUAGGCUAUCUGGCAUUAGUGCAUAAGCCUAAUUAAGCUUUAGGGCCUAACUGUACGCGCGCCAAAUAGCCUACACGACAAUCGCCAAAUGCUUUUGGGAACGAGCAGAAAAAGUUAACUUCGAUCCAUGUAGGCAAAAACGAUUCAGUAAGAGAAAAGCUGCGAAAUGGAGAGUUCAAAAUAAAGAGAAGGGAGGGCCAGAAAUGUAAUGUUUGGAAAAGAUUUGGUGAAGUGGUAAAAUAGGAUGAUAGCAGUGUUAUGUGUGAUGAUUGUGAAGCACAAUACAAAUUUGACAGUCACAAGAUCGGGACUUCAAAUAGGCCUAUGGCACGUAAAGGAACUGUAGAGUCACGUACAGUAUACUGUUCAGAUGGGUAAAUGGAAACUUAAAUCUGGACACUGACUGUAGGUCCAUAACCUCUCACAUAGCCUUAAUAUUAACUCCUGCAGAAUUAAGCAUUUCUUGCAGUAAAAUGACAAAUGUAGGCUACAUUUUGACGAGUGGCGAAAUAUGAUUUUUGACAUCUUGAGAGAAUGCGAAUGCGCAGUUAGAUACCAUCUGUAGAGGUGCUAACUUUAUCAGUAUCAUAAACGCUGAUAGAGCCUAUUUCAACCACAUAAAUUAUGCAUCCAAGCCAAACUAAAAUCUUAUCAGAAACAUGUUGGGUCGUUUUCACAGCUCUCUAUUUCCUUAUAUCCAGUCAAACUGAUGUCAUUUGGAAAUUUUACACACAAAAUCUUUCCUGUUUUUUUUCUCCCUGGUCCGUAAAAGUCUUUGCUCCGCGAAAGAAGCAGAGAUGGCAGAGAACUUUACCGAUGUCAACUAGAUUGUAGCAUUCAUUCUAUCGAUUUAUGACAUUCUGGAGAGCCAGGGUUUAUUUAGUGUUCUAGGGCAACAUAUAAUGACAGAAGAGAAGCUACAUGUACAUUAUCUAAUUAUAGACAAGUUGACUAACAAAUAGCCUACCAAAAUGUCAGAAAUUAUAAGCAGAAACAUUAUCUAAAUCGGGAAAAUAAAUUCCUGCACCCCCUGUCAAAAAAAUAUUUCCACCGUGUCUGACUGUAGCCUACAGCAAAUUUUUCUAUAUUAGCGAGUUAGGGCAGGGUGCAGGCCUCAGAUUUUCACUUUAUCAGCUAUUGUCGGGCGGUUGCGAAUGGGUUAUUAGCAAUUGCGGGCGGGUGUGUGUGAACCAACAGCUGACCCACGCACUACUAGUGUAUGCAUGUGAGGAAGCUAUGGAGGAUUUUCCACCUCACAUGCACUGGGAUGAGAGUCAAUAACCCAGAAAACACCCACACACCAAUAGAAAGUGCAACAGUGCGGCCUCCAAGCUCCUUAUGUAGCAUACUGAUUCGUGCUCUAGUAGCAUAUUGAUUCAUGUUGACUUUUGAGUGAUGGAAGGAAGCGGGUGGGGUGUUUAAUUGUUUCUAAAGCACAAUUACAUUAGAGAACUCCUCUUCUCGUCUCUGCUCAUUGAGUCAUGUCAACUCCCUUACUCCAGCUUGCCAAUCCACAGGCGGAGAAAGCCCACUCAAAGACAGAGAGUACACACAUAAUCAAGUUGGCAAAGCAGCAACAUGGACUUACACACAUCUGUGUGCAGGAGAGGAAAAUGUAUAGCCUACAAUAGUAAUAGGGUCUGAAGUUGAAGACCUUGGAAUUGGAAUCAGCGGGGUUAAACAUUGAUGAUACAGUAGGUCUACAUGCAUUCAGACAAAGUGGUCAAUUUUGUGUAAAUAAUGUUCAUUUGUCAUUAUUCUAGUGCAGUCCCAUUCCACCCCAGAUGGCCUGCUUGGAACCCUCCUAAAUCAAAUCAGAUGUUAUUUGCCACAUGCACCGAAUACAACAGGUGUAGACCUUACAGUGAAAUGCUUACUUACAAGCCCUAAACCAACAAUGCAGUUUAAGGUAAAAAAUUAAUAAGUAAAAAAAAAAGCUAAUCAUUAAAGAGCAGCAGUGAAAUAAAAUAACAGUAGCGUGGCUAUAUACAGGGGGUACCGGUACAGAGUCAAUGUGUGGGGGCACCGGUUAGUUGAGACUAACUCUCAAUUGAUUUUUCAUUAAAAGCAAUUGCUCACACUGUUUCCUCCCGCUCAGCCAAUUUAGUUCUCAUUGUGUUAAUGUAAAAGUGUUGCCUUCGAUGGGGUUCAACACAGUGGGAUUGAACUUCACUCUGCUCUAGCUCUGUGUGUGUUGAUGCCUGGGUUUAUUUAAGUGAUGCUAACAGAAGCUCUGGCAUGAAGCCCUUUUUUAGUGAAGCAUUUGGAGUAUACAGUCUGAACUCUGAGUGAGGGCUGCCUUUGGAGUGUUGACUAUGGCAGGCUGAAGGGAGGUUGUCAGCAUUACAUUAUUUCAACAUUAUCAUUGAACAAUGAGGUCCAUACUGUAUCACUGAGACUGCUAGAAGCCUGAUUGAUGGAUCUUAUUGAACCAUCACCACCUCUAGACAGUAGAUCGUUGAUUAGCCUAUGGCUCAGAGUGGAUCCCUGCAGAUCUCAUUCCAAAGGAUCUCUGAUCAUCUGACUACAGUAGACGACUGACUGACUGCAGAUCUGUUUUCUCCAGGCGCUGGCCCAAAAUGCUCGUGAUGGGAAGCUGCUUCCUCAUGAGUACCAGGGAGGCUCCUUCAGGUAAACACAACACACCUUAUUAUCUGGGAGAGAGAUAAUACUAACCCUCUGUCCUUUACACCUGGAAUAUUAUUUAGAUAGAUAUGCUUUGUACAAAUGCAGUGUAGACUAUGCUGUGGGAUUUGUCUCUUGGCUUGUUAGAAGGUGAACUGGUGUUUGACUCAGGUUCUUACUUAGCACUUCAACAUAGUCAAAAGUUUGAGUAUGCAGACAUACAGGUCUACGGUGUGGGAGACCAUGUGUGGCAGAAAGGUGUUCAAUAGCUGUAUCUGGUUCACCGGUGACUUCACUAUUAUAACAAUCUGGAGCUUUUGUACCAGGCGCUAAGCUAGUCAUUUCUUGUAUAGUUCAGUAGGCUGCUGAUAGGGAGCAGUCAUUCAUGUCCUGCUAUUAGAGUUAUAACCAUCACAGCUAGAUCAUAUAAUAUGCAAAUUCUACAUUAUCACAUGCAUGCAUGAAGAGAAUAUGUGGCCAGACGACAAGAGCUAUCAAUUAUGUGGCCAUCCAUUCUAGGGGAGGGGGGGCUGUUUUAACUCAUUAGAAUGAAUGGGGUCAUUUAGACAUAAAUGGAGUUUCUGUGUCAGAGAGGAGGAUAAUUAAUUCCUAUAAAGGAUGCAAGCUCUUUCUAACUCUUCUUGAAGAUGUAUGCAUGCUUCCUCUCUCAUUUUAUCCAUCCCCCAGGCCUGGCUAUGUCAUUAACCCACACAGCAAAUUGCAUGUGGAUGUUAUUGCUCACUCAACACAGAGAUGGGAUGGUCUCUCUCUCUAUGAGUUCACCUCAUGCUGUUGGAAGUGGCACAAUGUCUUUAUGUGUCUAUUGAGGAAAUGUCUCCUGGUAUCCUCUUUUGUAUUCUCCUUAAUUCACCUCACACACAGUCUCUUUGUGGUGUGAGUUCAUGCUGUCUUGACUGAAUUAGUAACAGGGAAUAGGUAGUAAUAAGGCCCCAUUAUGUCUGGCAGUAAUCUCCCCUUGGUUAAUUGUCUGCAUGUUUUCCCUGGCUGAGCCAGACUAAUGAUGCAAUGCCCAUUGUCUCCUCUCUCUCAUUCUCCUCCCUUCCUCUCUCACCACCCUCCCACUUUUUUUCUCGCUUUCCCCCACCCCUCCUUCAUUCUCUCUCGCUCUCCUCCCCCUAUUUAUUCCUCCCAAUUCCUUUCACAAAUCAAAUUAGCUUUAUUGGUACAAAUGGUGAAAUAACUUUCUCUAUCCCUCCCUUCCUGUCUCUCUCUGACAGUAUUUCUAACCUGGGCAUGUUUGGCAUCAGUGGGUUCAGUGCGGUGAUCAACCCUCCGCAGGCGUGUAUCCUGGCCGUGGGCACCUCCAGGGCUGUGCUUCGUCUGACCGAGGAGACAGGUGCCCUGAGCACCGUCACCCUGUCUAGAGACGGGCGCCUAGUGGACGACGAGCUGGCAUCACACUUCCUGGACAAGUUUAGUGCCAACCUGGAGCGGCCGCAGCGCAUGGCACUAGCCUGA
Molecule: messenger RNA, 7243 nt
Organism: Coregonus sp. 'balchen'
Lineage: Eukaryota; Metazoa; Chordata; Actinopteri; Salmoniformes; Salmonidae
Source: the annotation of a GenBank genome assembly